AUGAUGGCCGAAGCAAGCUCUCCGCGGUUGGCUAUCCCUGUGGUAGUUAUAGGCCCACGGUUCUGCACUCCUUCUCCGGUAGAUCUGAUAAUAGUCAAGAAGCCCGUGACCAUAUCAGAAGGCAACUUGGAGGUCACCGAUGUCAAGGGGAAAACCAUGUUCUACCUCAAAGGCAAGCUCUUGAGCGUUCCUGACCGCCGUGUCUUGCUUUAUGCUAAAGGCAACCCUAUCGUCUCACUCCGGCAANAGGGGAAGAUAGAAUUAUGCUCAAAUGAGCAGAGGCUUGAAGCAGUUUAG
Ilex paraguariensis (yerba mate) is the source of this 297-nucleotide messenger RNA. NCBI's taxonomy places the organism in Eukaryota, Viridiplantae, Streptophyta, Magnoliopsida, Aquifoliales, Aquifoliaceae. The record is from the annotation of a GenBank genome assembly.